UUCUCCAACGGCUAGUUCUCUUUCCCACCUCUAUAAAUACAACUAAAGCCCUCAGACUCAGUCAUCACUUGACCCCCCAAAUUUCACCUGCGUCACCCUUCUCUCUCUCUCUCUCUCUCUCUCUCUCUCUCUCUCUCUCUCUCUAGUCUUUCUGUGCUAGUGAAGCAUCGUCCAUGGCUGAUCUUGUAACUUUCCAAUAUUCUCUUUUGCUAAUGUUUCUACUCUUCAGCUUCUCUCAAGCCAAAGAGAUUUUGAUUGGUGGCAGCAAAGAUGCUUGGAAGGUCCCAUCAUCUCAAUCAGAGUCUCUCAAUGAAUGGGCUGAAAAAUCCAGAUUUCGCAUUGUUUGGCAGUACGAGAGUGGUAAGGACUCAGUUCUACAAGUGACCAGGGAUGCUUACCUUAGCUGCAAUACCUCAAGUCCAAUUGAAGAGUACAAGGAUGAGAACACCAAGGUGACACUUGAUCGAUCUGGGCCAUUCUACUUCAUCAGUGGAACCAAUGGCCACUGUGAGAAGGGCCAGAAGAUGAUUGUGGUGGUUCUGUCUCCAAGGCACAGGUACACCGGUAUCUCUCCUGCACCUUCUCCGGCAGAGUCUGAGGGUCCAGCCGUAGCUCCGACAAGCAGUGCAACAAGCUUGAAGAGUGGCUUCAUGGUGGUGCUGGGCAUUCUGCUUUUGGGGUUGUUUUGAGGAGAUAUGGCUUAUUCAUUCGGGGUCUUUUGUGGGGGAAUUAUUUCAUUCUUUUUAUGUGGUUCAUAUUAUGAUAACACAAUAAUAGUGUAUAAUACAUUGGUUUAUUCAUAA
Molecule: messenger RNA, 803 nt
Organism: Tripterygium wilfordii
Lineage: Eukaryota; Viridiplantae; Streptophyta; Magnoliopsida; Celastrales; Celastraceae
Product: early nodulin-like protein 1
Exons: 2
Coding region: 174-689 (171 amino acids)
Cellular component (GO): plasma membrane
Molecular function (GO): electron transfer activity
Source: RefSeq, a predicted model, not a curated record